AAAAGAAAGAGAAAUUGAAACGUAAAAUUCAUAACAACAGAGGAGCAGUUGAGAUCAAAGAGCGCAAAAAAUUAAAGCCAAAAGCAAAAAGAUGUGGAAAUCUAACAAUUCAGUGUCAAUCGUCUUCUUUAUUUGUCUCUUCUUCGUGUUCGCAUCUUCUUCUGAACCCCAGCUCGGAUCAGCUCGUGUUGUUUUUCAGACAGAUUAUGGCGAUAUCGAAUUCGGGUUCUACCCAGAUGUCGCACCCAUAACCGUUGACCACAUUUUUAAGCUCGUUCGUCUCGGGUGUUAUAACACCAAUCACUUCUUCAGGGUUGAUAAGGGGUUUGUAGCCCAAGUGGCGGAUGUGUCUGGGGGAAGAUCGGCUCCUAUGAAUGAAGAGCAAAGAAAGGAGGCUGAAAAGAAGGUCAUUGGUGAAUUCAGCCAAGUUAAGCAUGUUAGAGGUAUUCUUUCUAUGGGCAGAUAUGAAGAUCCAAACAGUGCUCAAUCCUCUUUUUCAAUCCUUCUCGGAGAUGCCCCUCAUCUUGACGGGCAGUAUGCAAUAUUUGGGAAAGUUACUAAAGGUGACGGAACAUUGAAGAAGCUUGAGCAACUCCCUACUCGCCGUGAAGGGAUCUUUGUGAUGCCAACCGAACGCAUCACGAUUCUGUCAUCAUACUAUUACGAUACGGAAAUGGAAAGUUGUGAACUGGAUAGGUCAAUUUUGAAGAGGAGGCUAGCUGCAUCUGCAGUCGAAAUUGAAAGACAGAGGAUGAAAUGCUUUCCGUGAUGUACAGAAGAAACAGAACAGUGAGAUGAGAAGAAACUACUUUGGCUCGCCAAGUUUCCGCGGUUAUUUACUGUGUUUUGUAUUUUUAUCAGACAAUUGAUUAUGAAAAAACCGGUACUUCUAAGCAGAAGAGAAAUGGAUAAUACACAAUUAUUUUUGUUUAUUUUUGUUAGAAUAACACUAGAAAAAUUCUUUUUGCUUGUGCAUAAUAACAAUAGAACAUG
Molecule: messenger RNA, 993 nt
Organism: Morus notabilis
Lineage: Eukaryota; Viridiplantae; Streptophyta; Magnoliopsida; Rosales; Moraceae
Product: peptidyl-prolyl cis-trans isomerase CYP23
Exons: 8
Coding region: 92-769 (225 amino acids)
Biological process (GO): protein peptidyl-prolyl isomerization
Molecular function (GO): peptidyl-prolyl cis-trans isomerase activity
Source: RefSeq, a predicted model, not a curated record